Molecule: messenger RNA, 4345 nt
Organism: Columba livia (rock pigeon)
Lineage: Eukaryota; Metazoa; Chordata; Aves; Columbiformes; Columbidae
Gene: VAT1L
Product: vesicle amine transport 1 like
Exons: 9
Coding region: 144-1400 (418 amino acids)
Molecular function (GO): oxidoreductase activity; zinc ion binding
Source: RefSeq, a predicted model, not a curated record
GCGGCGGAUGGCGCUGCGCAGCUAGUCGGUGCAUUGCGGCGGCGGGCGGACCGAGGCGCCGCCGUGCUGCUCCGCGCCGCGGCCAUUCCGCACGGCGGCACCGCCUCGCACAGGAGCAGCCGGCGGGAGCCGCCGCCGCAGCCAUGGCCAAGGAGGGAGCGCAGCGGGCGGAGGAGACGGAGCAGAUGAUCGAGAAGGAGGGCGGCAAGGAAGCCGCCGAGGGCAGCGCCGCCGGCAGCCUGCGGGCUGGGGACACGAAGGAGAUGAGAGCCGUGGUGCUGUCCGCCUUCGGCGGGCUCAACAAGCUCCGCGUGUCCAAGAAAGCCAUGCCGGAGCCGCAGGAGGGGGAGCUGAAGAUCCGCGUCAAAGCCUGUGGUUUGAACUUUAUUGAUCUGAUGGUGCGGCAGGGGAAUAUCGACAACCCUCCUAAGACACCACUUGUUCCUGGGUUUGAAUGCUCUGGAAUUGUGGAAGCUCUCGGAGAUAGCGUGAAAGGAUUUGAGAUUGGAGACAGAGUCAUGGCUUUUGUAAACUACAACGCAUGGGCUGAAGUAGUAUGUACCCCAGUAGAAUUUGUCUACAAGAUCCCAGAUGACAUGAGUUUCUCGGAAGCUGCUGCGUUUCCCAUGAACUUUGUAACUGCCUACAUGAUGCUGUUUGAGGUUGCCAACCUAAGAGAAGGCAUGUCCGUGCUGGUUCACUCGGCAGGAGGCGGGGUGGGUCAAGCUGUUGCUCAGCUCUGUUCAACUAUUCCCAAUGUCACUGUUUUUGGAACAGCGUCUUCUUUCAAACAUGAGGCAAUCAAAGACUCAGUAACUCACCUGUUUGACAGAAAUGCAGACUAUGUUCAAGAAGUAAAAAGAAUCUCGACAGAUGGAGUGGAUAUUGUUUUGGACUGUCUGUGUGGAGAAAAUACUGGGAAAGGCCUCAGUCUUCUCAAACCACUUGGGACUUAUAUUUUAUACGGUUCAUCUAACAUGGUUACUGGGGAGACAAAAAGCUUCUUCAGUUUUGCAAAAUCAUGGUGGCAGGUUGAGAAAGUAAAUCCUAUCAAGCUGUACGAGGAGAACAAAGUCAUUGCUGGAUUUUCCCUGUUGAAUCUACUUUUUAAACAGAAUCGAGGUGGUCUGAUCAAGGGUGUGAUGGACAAACUCCUAAAUCUCUAUACCACUAAGAAGAUCAAGCCUGUGGUUGAUUCGUUAUGGGCUUUGGAAGAGGUGAAGGAGGCCAUGCAGAGAAUCCAUGACCGAGGAAAUAUAGGAAAACUCAUUCUGGAUGUGGAGAAAGCUCCCACUCCCCUGAUGGCCAAUGACAGCACAGAGACAAGUGAGGCUGGGGAGGAGGAAGAAGACCAUGAAGGGGACAACGAGAAUAAAGAGCGCAUGCCGUUCAUCCAGUAACAGCCGGAGGUGCUGGGAGCAGAAAGAUUGAUGAAGUAGAAGGGAACACGACUGGGAAAUCUAUUCUGUGCAUCAGUGAACAAAUGCUGUAGUACAGUGUGUGUUGUAUUUGUCUGCAGUCAGCUGAGCUAUGAGCCGUUGAUCAUUGUUGUUUUGAACUCAAGUGCCAUCCUCAUCCAGUGCAGUAUUACGACAUUGCUGUGUAACACCCCGUUUCCCUGUAGGAGUCCCAUGGAUUUUUCUGUUCCAGUUUAAAAGCCUUAUUAACUUACUGUGUAGUUUUAGAUGGGCAUCUCUUUCAUGCAAAUUCCAACAUUUUGCAUAAGGGGGGGAGGCUGGGCUUUUUUUGCAAGUUGACAACAGUAAGAAGACAAUUCCCCACUUGCUGUCUGGCACGUUCUAGUAACUGGAGUGAGGAUUUUCAGUUUGUGGAUUUUCAGUGUUAAAGAAGUUUUUCUUUUAUGAACCACAGAUAAAAGUUGCAAAACAGAUAACUUCUCAUUUUCCUCAGUCAUGCUUUAUCAUUUUAUAAGCAAUCCUAUUUUCGUUUUCAAAAAUACCUCGUUCGCAAUUGCCAAAUCUAAAAUUGUGCAAGAAAUCAUUAAUUGAGAGACUUCGCUUAGUAUCGUAUAAUCAUGUUGGUCAUCCACAACAGUAAUUAAACAUUUCAUUCAGAGUGCCACCUAUCUUGUCUCUCCUGUUGAUCUGAGCUAUAUGUUACAGGCAAAUGAAAAGGUCAGUGAGCUGCUCUUUUUUGACCCAGAACUUCAUUUGCCUGUAACAAUGAGCAUUGUUAUUGACACAUCAACAUUUUCCACUAAGGACACAUGGAUUCGUGUGUGUCCAAAAUCCAAACCAAUCUUAAAUUUCAUUUUUAGAUUGUAUUGGUUAGGAUCACUCAUCAGUAUGUGGAAAGAAAUCUGUUGGUGAAGUUUACUGCUCUGAAAUCACUAAUGUGCUGAUUAACUACCAAGCUGGACCUGAACUACAGAAGUUAACCCUGUUGAAAGUGAGAUUUAGGCCUUAAUCCCAUCAGAAAUUCUGCACGGGGAUAACUUCAGGUGAGUCAAAAGCUCUGCUCCAUAUGUACAGUUAUGUUCGUAGUUAUUUGCGGGAUCAAGUAUUCAAAGACCAGCUAGUCCUAUCUAUCUCCCACCAGUGGAAACUGUAUCUAAACAUGACAAAUGUCACUAUUUUUUCCAUGUCUUUCACCUAUUCAAGCAGCAGCUGCUCAGGUCCUCAACUGUCUGUUAAAACAACUCUUAAAAUUACUGCAAUCACCUAAGGUAGAAAUGCUGAAGGAAUGUCAGAGACCUUGUAUAAUGCCAUAUAGCUUUGAAAUAAUAUAUUUUUUUCAAAAGAAAGUAUUUCCCCAGGCAUGGGUAGUUGUUCACCUGAAUCUACGUGUAUCCUGUAGUGACAGACGUUAAAAAUUAAUAUAGAAAAGUGGAGAGGGAGGGCUUCUCCGUCUUUUCCCAAUGUGAAAGGACUUGUGGGUCUGGAUGACUUUUAUGUGUGGUUUUAGAAGAUUCUCUUGUUUUUUCCAUCUGUUUCAUCUUGCUGCCUGAGCAUCAAUGUCCAUCUCCUUCCACUGUACUCGUGAAGUUGCUGUUCUAAUACCAGAUAGUUGUGCAGAAUGUUCAUUCUGAAGGAGUUUCCCUUAAACAAAUUCAAAAAUAAUGAGAAUAACUGUGGAGAAAGAUUCAAAAAAGCUUUUGAAAUAUUAACCAAACCAGAAAUUCAGUUUUCUCUCGGUGUUGAUGAAGAACUUGACUAGAGCCGAUUUUCUUUUCAAGCCUACACUUCCAGUGCUGUAUCAGGCCCGAACAGGGACUUUAUCCACAGGAUAAAAAUAUAUAUAUAUAUAUAUAUAUAUUCAGUGAUGGGUUUCCAUGUAUUGGGCUUGCCAGUUGGGCUUUUAGGAAAGGCCAUUAAGUUUUCACAACUCAUAAGCUGACAUUGGUAGGAAAUACGCCCAGUUUUGUUUUGCAGUUAGUGUGAUGCUGUUGUCCUGCAACAAACCUUAACAUAACUAGGAAUUUUGAUUUGAUGCCAAAGUGAGCAAUAUUGCUGGUGACCUUUGAGCUGGCAGUAAAGCGGCAUUCUCAAGGCCUUAAAUUAGUAGGGCAAGCAGAAUAGCAAAUCCGUUCUUCUGUUAGAAACCGCAGUAUGGUUGGCUCUACGGUUAAAUUCCCCUUCUAGACAAAUAAGGUGGGUGAUCUUGGUCAUGGCCACAGACACCAUAGGGUCAACAAUCAAGUGAAAUAAUUUUGGCUAGUUCUUUCUGGUUUUGUUAGCAAGGCAAAAAUACUCUUCAUGCUGAUUCAUAGCAAUUUUAGGGCCAUUUUCUGGUCAGCAGAAUGUCAGGUAAUGGCAGUGAAUGUGAAGGAAUACUUCUGGAUCUACCUGCGUGCAGCACAGAUGAGCAUUACCAUCAGCAAGCUAAAUUUUACUCUGUGUUUUACUGGUAUUAAUAUGGCAAAUAUGAAGGUUACUACUGAAAUGAAUGGAAAUGUUGCGGGUAUCUAUCGUGCAAGCAGGAUUUGUGCUAGCAGAAUUUGGCCCACAAGCCCUAAGAACCUUUUAGAAUAUCACAAGCAGUAGUAUCGCGUCUGAAGUAGUAGAGGGCACACUACACAAAAUGACGAUGCUGAGACUUUUUACUGACCAAGUCUUACUGUAGUAGAAAGGAAGGUUUGUGCUUACUACUGACAGUGUUGUUUAAACAGCUCUUAAGACAAUUGGAUAGUUUUUUCAAGUGAAACAAAUUAUUUCUCAAUUUGCCUUAAAGGAACUGUGAAAGCUUCUCUUUAACUUAAGCCUGAUUGAAGUGAACUGAAACACUGUUUAAUUGUAUUUGUUGCUUUAGAGCUUUUGUUAUAUUGUGCCUACAAAGCAAAUUAUGUUUACAUAAAAAUAUAAAUAAAAUAUUGAGCAUAGCAUUA